UCCGGCAGCUGUAGCGUCUGUCGGGAGAGGACUUGAAUUUUGGGGGUCUGCUGCACUUGAGUGACAUAGCGAGCAAAGGGGGAUUUCCCGCAGGUGUUUUUUGCCUGAAUGCUAAAUCUCUAGGAGACCCUCCUCACAUGAGUGUUGGUGAAAAUGGGGGAUACAAGGGACAUGUGUCCUCACCUGGAUUCCAUAGGAGAGGUGACCAGGGACGAUCUGCUGCUCAAAUCCAAGGGGACUUGCCAGUCUUGUGGAGCUGUGGGACCAAACCUCUGGGCUUGUCUUCAGAUUGGUUGUCCUUACGUUGGUUGUGGGGAGUCCUUUGCUGACCACAGCACACUUCAUGCACAGGCCAAGAAGCACAACCUGACAGUGAACCUGACCACGUUCCGUGUGUGGUGCUAUGCCUGUGAGAAGGAGGUGUUCCUGGAGCAGCGCCUGGCAGCUCAGCCACCCUCACCCCCCAUCAAGUUCCCUGAGCCGGAUUCUCCUUUGCCUGCUCAUCCUCUGAAAGCUGUUCCAAUUGCUGUGGCUGAUGAAGGUGAAUCUGAAUCAGAGGAUGAUGAUUUGAAACCAAGAGGCCUUACUGGAAUGAAAAAUCUUGGGAACUCCUGCUAUAUGAAUGCAGCACUUCAGGCUCUGUCAAACUGCCCACCUCUCACACAGUUUUUCCUGGAAUGUGGUGGACUGGUCCGUACGGAUAAGAAACCUGCUCUGUGCAAAAGUUACCAGAAAUUGGUGUCUGAGGUUUGGCACAAGAAACGCCCGAGUUAUGUUGUUCCAAGCAGUCUAUCCCAUGGAAUCAAGCUUGUCAAUCCCAUGUUUCGAGGCUAUGCACAGCAGGACACCCAGGAGUUCCUGCGAUGCCUGAUGGAUCAGCUCCAUGAAGAAUUGAAGGAACCCAUUGUUGCAGAAACGAGGGAUUUGGACACCAGUGACCAGGAGGACAAGCGGGAGGGUGACAGAAGCCCUUCAGAGGAUGAGUUCCUCUCCUGUGACUCCAGCAGUGACAGGGGUGAAGGAGAGGGCCAGAGUCGGACCUCAGGGAGCAUGGGCAGCAGCUCCCUGGCAGAGACAGAGCUGCUGAUCCAGGAUGAAGCAGGGAGAGGGAUCUCAGAGAAAGAGAGGAUGAAGGACAGAAAGUUCUCCUGCGGCCAUCGGCGCAGCAACUCAGAGCAGGUGGAUGAGGAUGCAGAUGUUGAUACUACAAUGAUGUCAGUCGAUGGCAGAGCCUCACCUGAGAUGCUGCCAGCUCCCUGUCCUGCCAGCCCGUGUAGGACACCAGAACCUGACAAUGAUGCCUAUGUGCGCUGCUCCUCGCGCCCUUGCAGUCCAGUCCAUCAUGAAAUGCACUCCAAGCUCUCCAGCAGUCCUCCCCGCUCCAGUCCUGCCAGGCUUGGACCUUCCUACAUACUCAAGAAAGCCCAGAUGCAGGCUUCUGGGAAAAAGAAGAAAGAGCUCCGUUACCGCAGUGUGAUUUCUGACAUCUUUGAUGGCUCCAUCCUCAGCCUGGUGCAGUGCCUCACCUGCGACAGAGUUUCUACAACAGUGGAGACGUUCCAGGACCUGUCACUCCCAAUCCCAGGGAAAGAGGACUUGGCCAAGCUGCACUCUGCCAUCUACCAAAACGUGCCAGCCAAGACAGGGGCAUGUGGGGACAACUAUGCCUCGCAAGGCUGGAUUGCUUUCAUCAUGGAGUAUAUCCGGAGAUUUGUGGUGUCCUGUAUCCCUAGCUGGUUUUGGGGUCCUGUGGUGACACUGGAGGAUUGCCUUGCUGCCUUUUUUGCAGCAGAUGAGUUGAAGGGGGACAACAUGUACAGCUGUGAACGGUGUAAGAAGCUGCGGAAUGGAGUAAAGUACUGCAAAGUCCUCCGGCUCCCAGAGAUUCUUUGCAUCCACUUGAAACGGUUCCGGCACGAGGUGAUGUAUUCCUUCAAGAUCAACAGCCACGUCUCCUUCCCCUUGGAAGGGCUGGAUCUGCGACCUUUCCUCGCCAAGGAGUGCGUGUCCCAGAUCACCACCUACGACCUCCUGUCUGUCAUCUGUCACCACGGCACGGCUGGCAGUGGCCACUACAUCGCCUACUGCCAGAAUGUGAUCAAUGGCCAGUGGUACGAGUUUGAUGACCAGUAUGUCACCGAGGUCCACGAGACUGUGGUGCAGAAUGCAGAAGCCUAUGUGCUGUUCUACAGGAAAAGCAGUGAGGAGGCUGUGCGAGAGCGUCAGAAGGUCGUGUCCCUGGCCAGCAUGAAGGAGCACAGUUUACUCCAGUUCUACAUCUCUCGAGAGUGGCUCAAUAAAUUCAACACCUUUGCUGAGCCUGGGCCCAUCACCAACCACACCUUUCUGUGCUCCCAUGGAGGGAUCCCACCUAAUAAAUACCAUUACAUUGAUGACCUAGUUGUGAUUCUGCCCCAAAACGUGUGGGAAUAUCUCUACAACAGGUUUGGGGGUGGCCCUGCAGUGAACCAUCUGUACGUGUGCUCCAUUUGCCAAGUGGAGAUCGAAGCCCUCGCCAAGCGCAGGAGGAUCGAAAUCGACACUUUCAUCAAGCUGAACAAGGCUUUCCAGGCAGAGGAGUCUCCAAGUGUCAUCUACUGUAUCAGCAUGCAGUGGUUCCGGGAGUGGGAGGCCUUUGUCAAGGGCAAGGAUAACGAGCCCCCUGGACCAAUUGACAACACCAAGAUUGCCCUCACAAAACCAGGUGGCCACGUGCAAGUCAAGCAGGGUGCUGACUACGGGCAGAUCUCCGAGGAGACGUGGGUUUAUUUAAGCACCCUGUACGGAGGGGGCCCAGAGAUUGCCAUCAGACAGAACGUGGCCCAGGUGCAGGAACUGGAGAACCUCCACGGGGAGCAGAAGAUUGAAGCAGAGACACGAGCAGUGUGAUCUGUGCUGAUGGGGCAGGGCAGGGAUGGCACAGGUACCUCCGUGGGGGACGGGAGGCUGGGAAUCCUGAGGGGUCCAACAUCCUCUGUUGUCUGGGACUCAAGGUGUGUGCAGCUCCCCCGCCACUCCCGGGGCAGGCAGGCUUCCUCCUCCUCCUUUCACGUGGCUCUGAGCACGGGCUGGUGCUGGGAGAGACUGGGACAAAGCUCUGCACCUCACCUCUGGCUGAAGCCGUGGUCUGAGGCUGCAGCCACAGUCACAGGGUUGUCCUGACCUAAGCCCCCUCCCUUUCCUUACACCAAUCCAGCACUCCCAACUUGUCCCCAGUGCACUGAGCUCUGCUCCUUUGCAGGUUUUGCUUUUGGCACUUCUCUUUUUAAUUCAAAUGUGUAAAGAUAAUGAGACAUUAUUUAUGUUUCCAGCGGGCAGUGUUGCAACCAGAAAAACCUGUUUUUGAGUCUGAGUAAAGCCACGAGGUCUCCCUGUGGUUUUUUGCUGGUGGUGUUGUCACAAAUUCCUAGUUUUUCUCUUUGUCAAAUUCUUGAAAAUUCUUAGUUGCAAUCAACUAAGAAAUUUGGAAAGAAGCUAUUCCCUUCUCCUUUCACUCCCAAAGCCACACCUUCAUGGUCCUGCAGAAUUUUAUUUUCUCCAUGUGUUUGAGCUCCUAUGUUCAGCACAUUUUUGGACAACAAAGCUGGAAGGCAAGUCCUCCUUCCCAAAGCCUUCCUCAGACUUACCCUUCCACGAGCCUGUGUCUGUCUCCCCUCAGCUGGUGAGGAGCUGAGGGGGGUGAAGCUGAGGAGGAGCCCUUUGUUCACAGUGAGGGCCCCAGAGCCCCUUCAGAGGGGUCACCUGGGGCUGGGGAGAGCCUGGCUGAGCAGGGCCCAGGAUGGUGAACCAGCUUUUUAGGAAUGAGCUCUUUCUGCAAACAAGCCCCCACCUGUGUGCUGAGGUCAUUGCAGAUGUCCUUUGUGUGUGCAGUGGCUCACUUAGUGAAUUUGCUCCCAGAUCUACUGUCACCAAUGCACCAGAGACAGGAAUGAGGGAAAAAAAGGCCAAACCCCACUUUUCUCAGCAGGGCUUUUCUAACAUGUUUUUUGUUCUUGCAGCAAGGCAAGAGUUUAAACUUUGCAAGUCUUUGAGUGCAGUUUAAUGGAGGCAGAGCAGGCAGAGCUGCCUCCCAGGGCCUGAGGAGCCAAACUGUGCUCAUGGUGUAGGUGAUGCCACAGCACCAGGUCUGGCCUUAGUGUGCCAGACUCUGCAUGGAGCUGGGACCUCCUGAGCUCCUCACGAAAAAUGGGAAGAAGGGAGGGAGGGAAAGGCUGCUCCUUGACUUAGAGAUAGAAGGGGGUAGGAUGGGAGAAUUUGAGAAGAAAAUGUGGCCUUCAUGUUAUUUUUUUUAAUUUUUUUUUUUAGAUCAAAUGUUUGUUGCAUAAAGCAACUUCUUUAAAAAUUGUCUGUAAUUGAUUCAGCAUGUUAAUUUUACAAUCCUGUUCAUGGGAUGCUUGUUUAGACCCAGCCAGAUCCUAGGGGAGGUCAGAGAAUGAGCCACUGUUGAGAUCCUCAUUGUUCCAAGGUGUCUUUAUUCCCCACUGCAGCAGCCCUGCAGGGAUCUGCUGCAGAGCCUGCAGGGCUGCAUGUCCAUGUUGUCUGUGUUCCAGAGGGUGCUGUACAGACUGUAAUGACACUCCUGUGCUUCAGUGUUAGACCUUGUGCUGAAAGUGGUACAAUAAAUACAUGUGCAUUCAACAAGG
Cyanistes caeruleus (blue tit) is the source of this 4643-nucleotide messenger RNA. It is a transcript of the gene USP20, whose product is annotated as ubiquitin specific peptidase 20. Gene Ontology annotation, biological process: protein deubiquitination. The record is from RefSeq and is a predicted model, not a curated record. Gene Ontology annotation, molecular function: zinc ion binding; cysteine-type deubiquitinase activity. Lineage: Eukaryota; Metazoa; Chordata; Aves; Passeriformes; Paridae.